This is a messenger RNA of Fraxinus pennsylvanica, 1122 nucleotides long. NCBI's taxonomy places the organism in Eukaryota, Viridiplantae, Streptophyta, Magnoliopsida, Lamiales, Oleaceae. The record is from the annotation of a GenBank genome assembly.
AUGAUGGUUCCUAAAAUUGAGGCUUCGUGCGAGCAGAAGUACGAUCGGAGAAGUGAAUUGAAGGCAUUUGAUGACACACAGUCUGGUGUUAAAGGACUUGUUGAUGCUGGCGUUACCAAAAUUCCUCGGAUAUUCAUUAAUCCACCUGAAAUUGAUGCACACAAAACAUCAGAGAAGGCCGAAUUUAUUUUUCCGGUAAUAGAACUUGAUGGCAUCACUAUGAAUCCAAAUAGACAUAAAGAGAUUGUCGAUAAGGUCCGGGAUGCAUCAGAGACCUGGGGAUUCUUUCAAGUGGUUAAUCAUGGUAUACCUGUAAGUGUUUUGGAGGAAAUGAUAAAUGGAACGCGCAGAUUUCACGAGCAGGAAGUUGAGACUAAGAAGCAGUAUUAUACACGAGAUUUGACUAGAAGGGUAGUCUAUAAUAGUAACUUUGAUUUGUAUAGUUCACCAGCAGCUAACUGGAGGGAUUCAUUUAUCUGCCAAAUGGCUCCUAAUCCUCCUAAGCCUGAGGAAUUGCCCGUAGCAUGCAGAGAAAUUAUGAUGGAAUAUUCAAAGCAAGUAAUGGAAUUGGCACGCACUUUGCUUAAAUUGUUAUCAGAGGGUCUAGGACUGGAGACGAACCACCUGAUAAACAUGGACUGUGCAGAAGGGCCUGGAAUAGUCUGCCACUAUUAUCCAGCUUGUCCAGAGCCCGAACUCACAUUCGGCACGACCAAGCAUUCCGACAAUGAUUUCAUAACAGUGCUUCUACAAGACAAUCUAGGAGGCCUUCAAGUGCUACAUCAAAAUCAGUGGGUUGAUGUUCCUCCUGCACCUGGUGCCUUGGUGAUAAAUAUUGGAGAUCUUCUACAGCUUAUAUCAAACGACAAAUUCAAAAGUGCUGAACACAGAGUACUAGCAAGCCAUGUUGGUCCAAGAAUAUCUGUGGCUAGUUUUGUUAGCUCGGGGUUUUACCCGACCUCAAAGGUCUAUGCACCAAUUGAGGAGCUGUUGUCAGAAGACAAUUCACCUAAGUAUCGUGGAACCACUGUGAAGGAGUACGCAGACUACUUCCGUGACAAAGGGCUUGAUGGCACUUCUGCCUUACCUCAUUUCAAACUGAAACCAGAUGUAGAUAUGUGA